This is a messenger RNA of Penicillium nucicola, 1446 nucleotides long. RefSeq lists its product as uncharacterized. The transcript is spliced from 2 exons. The record is from RefSeq and is a predicted model, not a curated record. NCBI's taxonomy places the organism in Eukaryota, Fungi, Ascomycota, Eurotiomycetes, Eurotiales, Aspergillaceae. The coding region runs from base 1 to 1446 and encodes 481 amino acids.
AUGACCACUACAUCGCUAAACCAGACCUGGGUUUUGGAUAAGGCGGUACUGGUUUAUGCACUUGAUUUUGAUGUUUCUUGUUUUGCUCGCAUUCGUGUUGCCUUUGAUGCAAAUACCAACCAAGGAUCUAUCUCCCUGAAUGUUAAGGCAGAUCUCGCUAACCUGAGCGGCAAAUCGCAGGAGCUAAAAUUGAACGUCCCUCCCGAAGUAGUCGAAACCUGUAAAUUGUCCCGGAAAAGCAACGAUGGCCUCUGUCCAUCUGGUUUGGUUUCCAUGCUUCCAACGCCUGUUACCCAUGUUUCGGCCGCCUCAACACUGGAAUUGACUCUGAACGAGACCGGCAUUGUUCUUCGUCCAGCUAGGAUGAAGUUUUUAAGCCCAGCCAAACCAGGAGACCUGAAUUUCUACGCAUUUGCAAGAGUCUGUCAAUCCAAACUUCUCCGUCUACACUUUGCCAGACGACAAUUUGCGGUGAAAGAACUUAAUCAGCUGGAAACUUUCUCGGUUGCCCUGCAGAAAAGAAGCGUUCAGGCAGAGACUUUUGACUACGAUCGCCAUGGCUUGGCGCAGACAGACUGGCAUGCCUUUAAGCUGUCGCAUGAGCCACCCCCAGAUUAUGACGACGAGCAGGUGGAUCAAGUGGAUCCACCCCCAUAUCCCGUGUCCAGGAAUGGCAAACGGCUCAGGUCAAUGUCAUCUGGCGAGGAAAGACGAACAAGACCGCUCCUUUCAUCCCCUCUAUCGCUAGAUUCUCCCACCGAAGUCGAUCCAUCGAGUCCAUGCUCUACUUCGCCGGCCUCAAUCUGCCCAACUGACUUCAAACAUGCUUCCUCUCCUGGUCUUACAAAACUUAGCAGACUUGACCAUCUGGAGAAUGAGCUCCGUGAUGUUUCCGAUGACCAACUCUGCAAACUAUUGAUUCGAUUAGGAAAGCAACAUCUCCUGGCCAAUGUAGUCAGCUUCCUGCCAAGCGAGUCUGGAAACGAGUCUGAGCAGAUCAGAUUUGCCACUUUCAAGAGUUUUGAACGCCGCCUCGAACAAUAUGUUAAUGGCGAGAUUGACCGCCGCUUCAAACAAUUUGUUAAUAAGGCCGUGAGCGAGUGCUGUGAUCAGGUGCUUGAUCAGGCGCUUGACCAACACAAAACGAACGCAGCCGAUCUUGAUGACCAGGUCGAGGAUGGUAAGACCGACUUGUGCAAUGCGACCAAUGACUUUAUGAAGGACCUGGAAGAAGAAGCGCAAAAGCACAAAGAUGAAAUAGAUGAACAGGGGCAACAAUGCCUGGAUGUUAUCGAGAAUCGGGCGUUCGAGGUUGAGAUGUCUACGCAGAAAGCAAUCACAAAGCUUGAGCGCUGGUUCAAUGCUUCUGCCCAGUCCUUACUUGAUCGUAAGUCAAGCACUAGCCAGGAGUCGGACGUUAUUGUUGUUAGACGCAGUUCCAUUUAG